Messenger RNA from Schistosoma bovis, 2075 nucleotides. Lineage: Eukaryota; Metazoa; Platyhelminthes; Trematoda; Strigeidida; Schistosomatidae. The record is from the annotation of a GenBank genome assembly.
AUCGAGCGAAACUAAAUCAAUCGGUUUAUAAAAGCUCUAGACAAGGUAUUGCAUAAUACAUACGUGUUUUACUAAAGCUUUAUCAAAAUAUCCAAAAACAUAAGUUAUUCUUACGGCUUUUUAUUCGUGUAUUUACUUUGGUUUUCAUUCGUUCGAAAAAUAAGUUUCUUUAGUUGUUUGAAAUAUCAAGGCAGAUGUCGAGUAUAGCGACUGAAUCAAGGUUGACGGUAGCCAUUUUUGUAGAGCAUGAGUAAACGUAUGCUUGCGAUAACUGAUGGGUCGAGUUCGCGGUCACGUAGACGCAGUAGAUCGCCAGAAAAGUCUCCAGAUUCAGCUCCUCGAAAACGUAAGAGCAGAUGGUCUGCAGUUGAAACAGAUCGGAUUUUUAUACCUGGUAUGCCUACUCAGCUGCCCCCAAAUCUUACACCGCAACAGGAAAGAGUGUACAUCAUUCAGCUUCAAAUCGAAGAUAUGUCUAGACGCUUGAAAAGUGGAGAUUUGGGUAUCCCUAAAAAUCCGGAAGACAGAUCCCCUUCACCGGAACCUAUAUAUAGCAGCGACGGUAAGCGCUUGAACACAAGGGAAUAUAGGACCCGCAAAAAGCUGGAAGAUGAUCGUCACGCACUUGUACAACAACUCAUGGAAAUUAAUCCUGAAUAUAAACCACCCUCUGACUACAAAGCUCCACAGAAUAGAAUAACGGACAAAGUAUUUAUCCCCCAAGAUAACCACCCGGAUAUCAACUUCGUUGGGCUCUUGAUUGGACCGCGUGGGAAUACGCUUAAGGCACUAGAAAAAGAUACGGGCGCAAAAGUAAUAAUUCGCGGAAAGGGCUCUGUUAAAGAAGGCAAAGUUGGAAGGAGAGACGGACUUCCUUUACCUGGUGAAGACGAGCCUCUACACGCUUUCAUCUCAGCACCUUCAGCCGAAUGUGUAGACAAAGCAGUUAAAAAAAUUAAUGAGAUAAUAAGACAAGGAAUUGAGAUACCAGAGAGCCAAAACGAUCUUCGAAGAGCCCAGUUGCGCGAGCUUGCUUUACUUAAUGGGACAUUGCGUGAGCACGAAGGUUUGAUGAAACUACGUGCAAUGGCCGAAGCCCAGUCAAUUGCUACCAACAAAAUCCAAUGUGGUAUAUGUGGAGGUGCUGGACAUCUGUCAACCGACUGCAAAGCACUGUUGGGUGGUCAGGCAUAUCUUGAUCAGCUUAAUGCCAACCCCGGUGAAAGAGCCAAAAUGGAUAGCGAAUACACUGCAUUAAUGGCGGAGCUCGGUGUAGGUGGUUCACAAGGUUUGCCUCCCGGUCUUAGAGGCUUUAAUGCUUUACAACCACAACCUACCCGUCCGACUCGUCAGCCCCCGCCUCCUGGUGUUGCAGCUUUUGAUGACGACGACGAUGGAGACGCUGGAACAAAUUGUACUACUGCAACAACAACUUCAACGGUCUCAACCACGGUUUCUUCUCCCAACCAGUAUGCAUUUGCUUUGCCACCACCACCCCCUCCUCCCUCUCAGUAUGCACCUAUGGUGACACCUGUUACUCCAUGGGCGACUCCUGUAGUCGUACCACCUAUGCCUGGAUAUCCGUCAACUGCCGCCUAUCCUACUUCCGGAGUCCCCGCAGUUGCAGGAGCCUAUUCCGAAGUGCCAGUUGCAACAAAUGGUGGUUCCUCAUUAAACCAUUGGCAUCCCUCCGUCCCUGGAUCAGCUUCUUGGGGCGAUAGCUCAUCACAAGUACCAGGUGGUGUACCUGUUCCCGGUACAGCAAUGGUUCCUCCCUACUACCUGCCCACACCUACGGAUUACUGGGCAGGUUAUGCGGGAGGUUACGCAGCUCCUGUACCCAACCCACCCCCUCCUCCACCACCACCUGGAGUCUAGAUUCAUUAACCGUCACUAUUCACUUGCAGCCAUAAAACCGAAACAACUCCCUGUACAAAUUCAAGGCAUAAAUGGCUUUAUAGCAUCACUGAUUUAUGUUUAUAGAAAUCAAGCUUGUUUAUCAUUGUUCUAACAGUUUCUGUGCAAACAUAUUGAUUCUAUGAAAAUUGUUUAUUUUCUCAUUAUAUCUGUUUGAU